This is a messenger RNA of Sphaeramia orbicularis (orbiculate cardinalfish), 3192 nucleotides long. It is a transcript of the gene iffo1b, whose product is annotated as intermediate filament family orphan 1b. NCBI's taxonomy places the organism in Eukaryota, Metazoa, Chordata, Actinopteri, Kurtiformes, Apogonidae. The coding region runs from base 1 to 1821 and encodes 606 amino acids. The record is from RefSeq and is a predicted model, not a curated record. The transcript is spliced from 9 exons.
AUGCCAGAUCUGCAGCGCUUUAGUUUUCCAUACCAUAGCAUGAAUCCUUUGUUGGGGGCCAACACGCAUCUCCAACAGCAUCCGCAGCAGAGCCAGACCCCCGGACACCCGGACUCCCCCUCAGGCCUCCUGCCCGACGUGGUUUUUGGUGGAGCGGACCUGCUGGGUGAACAGCCUGGAUCUGGGCCUGAACAACAGGGCCCUGACUUCACCGCACCCUCACAGACCUCACCUUACCUCGGCCACAACCACAGCCCCUACCCGCACCGCUCUGUUCCGCAUCCUCCUGCAGCCAUGGCUCUGAGAAACGACCUAGGAUCCAACAUCAGCGUCCUCAAAACCCUCAACCUGAGAUUUAGGUGCUUCUUGGCUAAAGUGCAUGAAUUAGAGAGAAGAAAUAAGAUUUUGGAGAAGCAGCUGCAACAGGCCCUGGAUGCCAACAAAGGAUGUCAAGGUGGAUGCUGCGAGAACAGGGUGCACACCCAGGAGGCAAGUGUCCAGACCGGGUUUGUGGGGACCAUCCCUCUCAGGCCUGGUUCCCUACCUUUUCACAACACCAACAACUCAGCUAGAAGGCCUACGACACUGUUCACCACCAUCCCACCUGCAGUAGGAGUCAACACUGACAGCACUAAUUCAACCCAAACCAACAGCAGUUGUAACCCAGCUAUAACCAUCAGCCAGUCCUCCCCCUGUGUGGACUCCCCUGGCUCUGCUCCUGCCCCCAACACCAACACCGGCCUGGGAGGAUCCACCAAUCCACCUCCACGAUUCCUCCCUGGAACCAUCUGGUCCUACAACCACACUCGUAGAUUUGGAUCUGCAGGUGUGGAGCGUCUGACCAGCCCAGGUGUAUCCUGGGUGCAUCCGGACGGCGUCGGGGUCCAGAUCGACACCAUCACCCCUGAGAUAAGAGCCCUGUAUAAUGUCCUGGCUAAAGUGAAGAGGGAGAGAGACGAGUAUAAACGCAGAUGGGAAGAAGAAUACACAAUGAGGAUGGAUUUGCAGCAGAAGAUUGCAGAUCUACAGGAGGACCUGCAGGAAAGUGAAGGCUGUCAGGACGAGCUGGCUCUCAGAGUUCAGCAGCUUAAAGCCGAACUGGUUCUGUUCAAAGGCCUCAUGAGCAAUAACCUAUCAGAGUUGGACAGUAAAAUACAGGAAAAAGCCAUGAAAGUGGACAUGGACAUCUGCCGCAGAAUUGAUAUUACUGCUCGGCUCUGUGACGUAGCUCAGCAGAGGAACUGUGAGGAUGUUAUUCAGAUGUACCAGGUUCCCAACAAUCAAACAUCUUUAAACUGCCGCCGGAAAACAACACCUCUGUCUUUUAAUGGGAGUGAGUGUGAUGAACCUGUCAGCACCUCUGAGAGCGAUGGGGGCGUGGUCAAAGAGGAGGAGCACUGUGGCUCAUCAGCCAAUCAGAUCAAUGAGGAGAUGCAGAGGAUGCUGAACCAACUGCGUGAAUGUGAGUUUGAAGAUGACUGUGACAGUCUGGCCUGGGAGGAGACUGAGGAGACGCUGCUGCUGUGGGAGGACUUCCCAGGGUGCACUCUGCCUCCUGACCCAACCCAUCCACCAGGAGAGGAGGACUGUCUGGAAAAGGUGAUUAAUGAUACAGAGUGUCUGUUCAAGUCCAGAGAGAAGGAAUACCAGGAGACCAUUGACCAGAUUGAGCUGGAACUGGCCACAGCGAAGAGCGACAUGAACCGACAUCUUCAUGAGUACAUGGAAAUGUGCUCCAUGAAACGAGGCCUGGAUGUUCAGAUGGAGACCUGCAGGAGACUCAUCACGCAAAGCGGAGACAGGGUGUUUCUGUUGCAGUAACUCUGCAGCACCUGCCUCCACUGAGGAGAGCGACCAGCGAGAAAGCGAUAAGUCUUCAGCCUCGCCACCCUCUUGUUCCAGCUCGGUGGGAAAAUCUUGACAACAUCUCAAUCCGACGACGCUGACGGCUGUUAUGGUCAUGUGACUUCCACUUCAUCCAGUUACAGCACCACACCAACGCAAUAGACACCUUCAGCCAUGGCAACACCGUGUUUACAUCAUAUAAACCUCUUCAGUUACUUUUUGUUUUUGUGCUGUCCAAACAAAUCAGCUGUAGUUUGAUUUUUAGCUCAUGAGCUUGGACGCUGUGAUCGCAUAGCAGACCAUAAUCAUUGUCAGAUGUUACUGCUUGGGGAAGAGGUCUUUCUGUUGUCUUAUGUUACACGGCAGUAACUAAGAAAAUUCAUCUUGUGAUUGAGAACAAUGGAUUGUCUACAGUCAGAAUACUGUAAGUGUAGAGGCUGUAGUCCUGUGAGGCAGUGCAGUGCUAUAGGCCACAGGGAUGCAGACUAUGACUUAUUAUCACAAAAUAAAUGUAAGUGUAACUUCAGCAAUCAAAUGUUAAAAUAACUAAUCCUUCCUCCAAUUAACUGUCAAUAACAGGGUCUAACACAGCUAUGUGCACUACCCUGAAUGUAAAACAAGCAAAAAUCAUAUACAUGAAUCUCAAAUCUGAGUGAUACUCACAGUUUUCUUUUCAGGAAGUUAAUAGGAAUCCAAUAAGAUGUCAUGUUUCAGCAUUUUAUGGCCUUAAUGAUGCAGAUUCAGGCUUUUUUUUCUGAUGAAGCCAUGACCAAAGCAAUCACAAAGUCAUGAAUAAAUUAUAACACCUGCUUUAUUUAGCAAAACAUGAACGUGGAGCGGCAGAACUAUGUCUCAAAAUAUCCACAUGCCUCUUGAUAAUAUUGCUAGUUUCGGCUCUGAAAAGAAGGUUUGGUCAGUUACCUGUUUUCCCCAUCAAAGCAUGAUCACAUUCUAACUGUUUAAGCAUCAUAUACACAAGUGAUGUACCUUGGAUUUUUGUUUUGCUCACAUACUGUAUAUAUUAUUUUUAGGGACAAAUGGACAAAAUGGAUCAUGAUAUUGCAAUGUUUUCAGUGUAGUUACCAUAAAUGUUCGUAUAACUGCAGCAAAAACAACGCCUAAAUCAAGUGUGUUUGAUAAUAUACAGUGAAAUCAGUCGUAGGAAAGGGAGCAAUGAGGAUUUCUCCACCAAAAGGCUGGUCUACAAGGUCUGAGAUCACUGAAAAGCAAAUUGACCAAAUCACUCACUAGAAGCAUGAGGGUACUUCAGGAACAUUACAACACUUCAUCAGUAAAAAAACAAAACAAAAAACAAAACGCUCUGAAACACAAUGAGCGACUGUGAAG